Molecule: messenger RNA, 1314 nt
Organism: Coccidioides immitis RS
Lineage: Eukaryota; Fungi; Ascomycota; Eurotiomycetes; Onygenales; Onygenaceae
Exons: 1
Coding region: 363-1061 (232 amino acids)
Molecular function (GO): carbon-sulfur lyase activity
Source: RefSeq, a predicted model, not a curated record
CGAGAAACUUGAAUGGAUUCGUUGACAAAAUCAAAAAAGUCCGUGUAUUUUUAUUGCUCGGGAUAUACUGAAUAAAGAGAAGCUUUGUCAUGACGAAACUCAGUCCAGGCAGCAGUCGUACAUAUGUGGAUGAGUGGGGUCAAUACGAGCCACAAGUCGGAGCAGGUAUAUAAAUCGAUACAUUUCACCAGGAAAUAUCGAUAUUUCCUGGACAACCAAAUACUUCAAAAAAAAAAGAAAAGACGAUAACUCGCGUCAGAAACGAAAUUUUGUCUAACAGCGCUGAAGACCACAGUAACACUUCAAGCCAUAGCACAGCAUAGCAAGGAACUCCGCAACGCAUUUUGCCAUAACCUACCACAAUGGCUUAUGCCCCGUCCGAGCCGUUUAUCCUUACAGGAGGAUGCUUCUGCAAAGCCAUUCGCUACACCAUCAACGUUCCGCAACGCGAGGAUCGUCCUAUCCUCACAGGAGCGGUGGACACGCGCCUGCCACCGCUCCCGGGGCAACACAAGCACGACGAUGACAGACGAAGCCAGCCCCGCGUUCCCACCACAUUCCCAUUAAUUGGCUUCGAUCAUUGCUCAGACUGUCGCCAUGCUGCGGGAACCGUCGUGCAGGCCUGGUGCAUUUCCCCGCACAAUUGGGUGGAAUGGACCGUUCUUCCGUUGCACAAGAAUGAUGCUGGAGGAGAUGUAGCCAAACCGGCCAUUCACCUCACAACUUUGGAAGCCUGCGCAUCCGACGGAAAAUCUUCCGUGUGCCAUGAGACGUAUAUUUCUCAUUAUAAAUCGUCUCGCGACGUCACCCGGAGCUUUUGCUCCCGAUGUGGGACAACCCUGACUUAUUAUUUCGAAAGACCGGCGUCAUCGCCUAUUUCACCACUGAUCGAUAUAACCAUGGGCAGUCUGGAUGAGGAGAGUCUCGAAAAGAUUCAUCCUGAACGCCAGGUGUGGUGGGAUUCUGGGAUUGGGUGGAUGAAGGGAAUUAUGACGUGGGGAGAUGGGGGGGUAAUGAGACAUGCAAAGGGGACAUUGAUGGAUGAAAUAGCGUCAGGCUGAUGGCAGCUGGAGCACUUGGAUGUCGGUUACCUUAUUAAGCAAUGCAACUGUGACGUUCGAUGUACGUGAUAGAGCGCAAAUGGCCCGUAUGCCUUUAAGCGACCUCCCUGGUGGGUCGGAUUUUGAAUUAGCUAUGCAAGGUCGGGCCGAGCUCUGGGCAGCAGUUUCUUGCUCGCGGCGUACGAAACCCAGCCACGUUAAAGCCACAUCCCUAAUCAGACAGAUUAGUCUACAAGUUAGUUGAACUAUUCCU